This is a messenger RNA of Debaryomyces tyrocola, 1125 nucleotides long. NCBI's taxonomy places the organism in Eukaryota, Fungi, Ascomycota, Pichiomycetes, Serinales, Debaryomycetaceae. The record is from the annotation of a GenBank genome assembly.
AUGGUUUCCAUUAAUUUAAAACAAUUAGCUUUAUUCGCAUUGGGCAUGCUCACAGUAAAUUGUGGUCCUUUUCCGAAUGAUAAGAAUGGUAUAGGUAAAAGGGAUUCGCCUGGAUAUAUUCAACAAAAAUUUCAUAGUUCAAAGGGAGAAAUGGGCCCAAAUUCUCCUAUAGGUGAGCUUGAAAUUGGUACCCGUGGGCAGAAAAUAGAAAUCUUACUUGAUACAGGUUCGUGGGCAGCCUAUAUCGUAGCGAAAAAUGAUUCUUGCAAGAGUUCCCAAUCUGAGACUAGUGGGAUCACUUGCGAUUUACAUCUUAAUGCAAGCUCUUCUUCUACUUUCAAUGAAACGAAUGAAAGAAGAGUGGCUGGCUGGGGCACUCCUCUAGGUAAUUUCAAUGGUAAUUGGAGUAGUGACGCUGCUCAAUGGAAAGGAGUUGACUUCAAUUUCAAUUUCGUCUACAGUACUUUGGGGGAAGCUUUUCCUAUAGUUGGCCUCGAUCUUUCUGGAGAUGACAAAGAUAGGUAUUUGCUCCAAGAUAUGCAGAAUAGUGGUGCUAUUCAGGCAAAAACAUUUUCAUUGUAUUAUGAUGAUCCAGAUAAUUUUACGGGUACAUUGUACUUUGGCGCUAUUGACCAUAGCAAAUAUAUUGGUGAUCUUGUGGAAUUCGAAUACGAUUCUCAAUUUGAUAUUGGUAACUAUAGUCUACUUUUUGGAAACGACACCAGCAAAGAAAUUUUAUUGUCGUCCGAAUCCAGGUCGAAAAUGUUCGAUUCUGGGGGAAUUAAUUUUAGCUUGCAGGAAAAUGCAUAUAAGGCAUUAUUUGAAAAACUUGGGGCUGAUGUUAAUGGGAGAGUUUCUUGUUCGAAAGUGAAAGAAUUGGAUCCAAUUGUUGAGGUGACAGUUAAUGGUAAAGCAAAAGUGCAAUACCCAUUAAAGGAUAAUUUGCCAGAUGGCUGUGAAACGACGGAUAGCUUCACAUCAUUAAAAUCAUCAUCAAGUGGUCCUCAGGGACCAGGUCUAUGGAGAUAUUCCUAUGUCGUAUGGGAUUACGAGCAUAAGAAGAUGCUAAUCGGAAAGAGGAACCCAGAUCCAGGAAAUUCUAACAUAGAAGUUAUCAGACCUUGA